GUUAAAAUAAAAAACAAAUCCACUUUUUUUUGGAAUAUAAAUCGACUAAAACGACUUUUUGUGUCUUUAAGUUGAUUCGAGGCCUGUGUUUUUAUAAUUAAUAUUUAAUAGGUAUUCGUUGGCCCCUGGUACCUUAAAAAUUAAUUUUUAAAAAUAAAUUUUUUUCAAAUUACUAUCUUGUACGAAAUUUCCUGGCGCAUCUUUUUUCUCAUAAUAAAUUUUUGGUAUUUGUAUACAAUUUUUGAAUCAAUAUACAAGUUUAAAAAAAAUUUUGUUGGUAAACGUUGUGUACUUCAGCUUCAUGAAUUGAAUUUUUGAAUUUGGAAUUUUAAAGAAACUUAUUCCGAAAUUUGGAAACACUUUGGCAAAAAUGAGAAAAAGAAUUGUCAAAAUUUGACACGUCAUAAGAUUACUAUUCAAAAAUACACGUGAAAUCAGAAAAGGCCAACUUCAAGUUAAGACAGAAGGACAGACCAAGCAUUUUAUUAUUAUAUAAUUUCAAUUAUUAAAUUAUUAGCAAGUAAAGAAAAAAAAGGAAAUUUAGUUAAAAAUCAAAAAUUUUUUGUUUAUAACCAGAUGUUUUGUAUAAAUAAUUACAAUAAAGAACAUUUUAAUAUCCUGAAAGGAAUUCAAGGGAAAUACGGGGGUGGGAGCGUGGUCGUUAUUCAGUAUAUUAGUUCAUAGCGUGACUCCUCAAAUGCAGUCCUUCAACAAACGUUGAAGCAUUUAUUUAUGAGUGUAAGAUCAAAUCCUCCAAAUAAUAAUUUAUUCAUUAAAUAAUACGAUAGUAGAAAAUUCUUAAAACUAAAGGGUAAUUUUUAAAAAAAGUCUCAUUUUCCCUUUUGGUUAAAUACUUUUACUUCAAUAUCUAUAACACUAAAAAAAAAAUAAAAAGAAAAAGAAAAUUCUAAAAAAGAAGAAAAAUUUCUAGUUUAAUUUAGAAAAAACCAGUUUCUUAAAAUGAGAUUAUUCAGUUUGAGAGUUGCAGUGUGUUUCAUAAUUCUCAGCUUCCUUGCCUAUGCAACUGAGGGAUUCCCCUCAGGUGACUCAGAUGCGGUAGAUAUUAAUCAAGAAAAAAGGCUUUGGACAACACAAAAAUUAAUUGAAGCACUCGAGAACAUGAGGCAAAUUCCUCAAUGGCACUGUCUCCGUUACAGAAAAUUUGACUUGGUUCGCCGAUGCAGAAAUUAUCGUUUAGCAAGAAAGCACUGACAAACAAAGUAUUAUCAUUUACCAAAUCAACACAUUAAUCCUUAUUUCACGCUACGUCAACAACAACAACAACAACAACAACAACAACAACAACAACAACAACAAUCAACACUGUACAAAAAUACUUUUCAUCGUACAUUUUGAAAAAGAAAUUUAACUCGUUACUUUUUGGGAAAAAUUUCAAAACUUCAAACAAGACUAAUAUUUCUUUAAAAAUCAACUCAAUUUCUUGCAUUUAGAAUCAAAACUGAUAUAGUAUUUAUUUAAUAAGUAGAAUAUUAGUUUAAAGAUGGAAAAUUAAAAACGAAAUUUAAGAGAUUUGAUAAAAAUGAAUUUAUCAUUCGGUAAAAUGAAAUUAUUUUGCGAGAGAGAGAAAAUUAAAUCCAUUUUAAAGUAUUUUGACAUAUACAAUUAAAAAUGAUCCUGAAUAGAUUAAAUCCCUAGAUAUUGUAGUUCAAUGUAAAAUACCGAAAGACAGUAUUAUCAUUAAAAAAAAAAAAAAAUUAAUACCUACUUUAAAAUAUUAUACUUAAUGUGAAUACUUAAAAAAUUUUUUUUGUA
Leptopilina boulardi is the source of this 1773-nucleotide messenger RNA. RefSeq lists its product as uncharacterized. Lineage: Eukaryota; Metazoa; Arthropoda; Insecta; Hymenoptera; Figitidae. The transcript is spliced from 3 exons. The record is from RefSeq and is a predicted model, not a curated record. Bases 961 to 1212 code for a protein of 83 amino acids.